Messenger RNA from Miscanthus lutarioriparius, 1065 nucleotides. The record is from the annotation of a GenBank genome assembly. NCBI's taxonomy places the organism in Eukaryota, Viridiplantae, Streptophyta, Magnoliopsida, Poales, Poaceae.
AUGAAUGGUGAUAGUAAGGUCCGUGCUUCACACUCAACCUAUUCGGUGCUUUCAAACUCCAAUAUCAGAACUGUCCAACCAAGAGCUCACUAUAAUAUGAUUUCUAGACGUUCACGGAGCCCAAGACUCGGAAGACAUGUUGAUAAUGAAGGAUCUUAUCAUACCAAUGUAAACAGUGGUCCAAAUCCAGAUGACAUAUCUAGACCUGAAUCUGAUUUCACUAACUAUCAAGAAUUUGAAAACUCAACCUUACCUGUUGAAGGAAGUAUUGUAUUUGGGGAAUGCCAUGAUGCCAUGCAAAGUUCUGCUGAAAUGAAAUGUCCUCUCUGUAGAGGAUCUGUAUCUGGCUGGAUUCCUGCUGGAGAUGUGAGACAGUAUCUAGACAAUAAGUUGAGAACUUGCUCUCACGAUUCCUGCAAAUUUACUGGAAACUAUGAGCAACUACGUGAACAUGCAAGGACUGCACACGUGCUUACAAAGCCUGCUCAUGUAGAUCUGUCAAGAAAAAGAACUUGGGAUCGCCUUGAGCAUGAGCAGGAGGUCGGCGAUGUCAUCAGUGCAAUCAGGUCCCAGGUACCUGGGGCAAUAAUAGUUGGUGACUAUGUUAUUGAGACUAGAGAUGACAUGUCCCCAGACAUAGACUCCGGCGAUGAAAGUAGUGAAUGGUACUCAGACCAUGUUGAAUCACCAGAUAAUAUACUUGAUUCCCCAAGGGUUUGGCCAAAUGAAGCGCUAGGGUCACCUAGCAUUUGGUCAAAUGAAAGGCGUAAUUUGGCAAGGCUGCCACAGAACAACAGAGUUUCACCCAGGCUUUCAUUAGGCAGUAGGCGAACCUUGCAUUCAGGUUGGCAGGGGGGUCGUCGGUCAAGCAGACGGAGUCUACUGCAACGGGGCUUCUCAAAUCACCACUCUGGACACCGCAGCAACUCUCGUGGACAUCGUCACAUGCUUCUGGAUAGGUCCUAUGCUGGUGCCCGAGAUUCAGGGACUGGCAGGAGCCUAAAUCCGUCGGUGGUGCCAAGCAGGCGGCAGCGGCUGCGGUACACGCACAGAAGUCACUACUGA